AUGGAAGAAAGAGAGGACGUGGAGGUUGUCGGCGUCCCAGUGGAGGGUGUGGAGUAUGUGGAAGUCGUCGGCGUCCCAGUGGAUGUGGGGGAUGAUGUGGAAGGAGUAGAGGUGGUGGAGGACAUUGAAUUUGUCGAGGUCCUGAUGGAAGGUGUGGAGGAAGUGGAGGACGAGGUAGUCCAGAUGGAAGUGGUAGAGGACGAGGUGGUCCAGAUGGAAGUGGUGGAGGACAUGGAAUUUGUUGAGGUCCAGAUGGACGGAGGGGAUGACGUGGAAGGGGUAGAAGUGGUAGAAGUGCAGAUGGACGAAGUGCAAGCGGAACUGGAGUUUGAGGACAUGCUCGACGAGUUGCAGCCAGACGUCGACGAAGAGUUCCGACCACUUGCCGUGGAUGAACAACCCCGAGGGCGUGCGCCAAUAAUUGACAGGCAGGCAGGCGUGACACACCCGCUUCCAGAGCGGCACAACGCGGGCGCGUUAAACAGAAUCUGCACACAGUGUAACGCCCGCCACUUCGAAGGCGAGGUUGUGGGCCGGGAUGCCAAUAGGCACUUCUCCACUUGCUGUAACAACGGUCAAGUGACCGCUGCAGGACAACACGCGUUGUUGCCCGCCCCUUUUUUACUAAUGAGUUUGUUGAUUGGAGAUUCACAGGAUAGUCGUAGAUUCCGAGACGACAUUCGCCGGUACAACAACGCCCUGGCAUUCGCUGCGUUUAGCUGUGGCACAGACGACAGGCGUUUGCGUGGGCGUGGACCGCGAACGAUGUGUAUCCAAGGCCAAACUUAUCAGAGGAUAAAUAAUGACGUGGCCGUUGACCGAGUAGAUGCCAACUACUGUCAAUUGUAUUUCCUCGAGUCCGCAGAGGCCAACACCCGCCGCGUUGGGAUGGCUCUGCAGAGAAAUCAGCGUGAACUGUCCGUAGUUGUGAUGGGACUAUUGGACGGUUUUCUGCGGGACGUAAAUCCGUACGCAAUGGCUUUUAAGAACAUGCGUGAGGUGUGGCUGGCAGAAAGAGACCUAGCCGACGCCGAUCCCGCAGGUGUGCGACCUAGGCCAGUGACGAUGCAUUUUGUCCGAGAUGCGGCCCGGGACGACGGGCGAAACAACCUGCCUACCGCAAACGAAGUUGCGGCCGUGUUCGUAGGCGAAGGGGGUCGUCCGCCAAGAGACAUUAAUCUGGUCAUCUACGAUACGAAUCCAAUCAACCCGCAACACAGGAUGCAAACCAUACCAGCGGGGUCGUGUCACUCGGAUCCGAUGUUGUAUCCGCUGUUUUUCCCGUACGGCGAGGCCGGUUGGCAUAACGGGAUGUUGCAAGCGGGCAACCGACGAAACAAUGUCCGUAAUCGCAACAGUAUCAGAGCGUUUGCGUCCUACCGUUUGGCUGUUAGAUAUCAGGGAAAUAACGACCAAAGGCAUGAACUGUUUAGUUUAUUACAUCAAGGUCGGUUCUUGUUGCAGAUGUAUGUGUGCGACCAGUAUGUUCGAAUGGAGUCGAACAAUCUGAACUACAUACGUUUGCACCAGAGGGAUCUCCUCGCCGAAGCGUAUCAAGGGCUCAUGGACCAUGUGAACCAACAGCUCCACGUCGAUCCCAUGGCGGUCGGGCGUAGGGUCAUAUUGCCGUCGACGUUCACGGGUAGCGACCGAUUCAACAAGAUGAAUUAUCAAGACGCCAUCACCAUAGUGCGUACCAAAGGGAAACCCGACCUGUUCAUAACGUUUACGUGCAAUCCCAGGUGGCCAGAGAUCACUGAAAACCUGGCUGCCCACAGCACGGCAAGCGACAGGCCGGACCUGGUGGCCAGAGUGUUCAACAGGAAGCUACAGGAGCUAAUAGGUGACAUAACUGUGAAUCGUGUGUUUGGUAAUGUCGGCGCUUACGUGUACACUAUCGAGUUUCAGAAACGUGGUCUGCCCCAUGCGCAUAUACUGAUAAUCCUGGCAGAGGACUGUAAGUUCCGCACGGCCGAGGACGUGGACGGCGUGGUUUGCGCCUUCUUGCCGGACCCCGCAAUCGACAGGCGCUUACUCUUGGCGCUUUUUGCUUAUUUACUUGAAUUAUAUAAUAAUAAUAAUACCAAUCACAACACCAGACGUUACGUAAACUCAAGAUAUGUCAGCCCACCGGAAGGCAUCUGGCGGUUGUUUUCGUACAAAUUGCACGGCAAAAGUCACACGGUCGUCAGACUUCCUGUCCACCUGGAGGGUCGUCAGAACGUGUACUUUGCGCCGGGCCAAGCAGAAGAACGGCUACAGAACCAAGCUGUGCGUAGUACAAAACUCACGCAGUUCUUCGCGCUCAACACAACAGACGUGAAUGCUCGACAAUACUUGUACCAAGAAAUACCGACGCAUUACACCUGGCAGAUGCCACGUAAUCAAGAAAACGUACUCGUAAGAAAUGUCACCCAAUGGUUGCCGCGGCGGAUUCGGAUGGCAAACGUUACGUUGGCUCGGAUGUACAUAGUAAACCCACUGGACCGGGACCGUUUCCACCUGAGAUUGCUACUUCUGAACCGAAGAGGCCCGAAGUCCUUUCAAGACAUAAGGACGGUGGACGGGGUCGUUCACGAAACAUUCACGGCGGCUGCCGUUGCACUCGGAUUAUUGGAAGACGACCGAGCGUGGCGGGGUUGCUUGACGGAAUCGGCGACGUUGGACACACCGCGGCAGCUGCGGUAUCUGUUCGUCACUAUACUGGUGUUCUGCGAGCCCUCAAACCCGCUGGCGUUGUACGAGGCGAACGAAGCAAACAUGAUGGAGGACUUCAACCGCCGUCUCCAAGAUGUCGACCGCGCGAGGGCCACGUGUCUGGCGGCCAUCGAGGAUCUACUUCGUGUACACCGGAAAUCGCCGGGCUACUACGGUCUGCCACUCGCCGACCCCCGUCUACUGGAACCGCUGCAGGACGACGCGCUGUUCCGGGCAAUAGACGCGGCGGCACGGUGGGCCCCACAAGUAGACGCCUUGAACGCCGAACAGCGAACGAUGUACGACCGCGUGAUGGCGGCCGUCGACGACCAACGCGAGGUGGCGAAAACUUUCUUCGUCGACGGACCCGGGGGUACCGGAAAAACGACGCUGUACGGAUGCCUGAUAUGGGCGCUUCGGCACCGACCUCCGCAGCGGGAGGUGUUGUGCGUGGCGUUCACCGGUAACGCCGCGUCGCUCAUGGACGGCGGCAUGACCGUACACUCGACGUUCGGACUGCCUUUCGGCACGCUGACCGAAGACUCGACGUCCAGCGUCACCAUGCAGUCCGAGCGAGCGCAGAAGAUACGCAACGCGGCGCUCAUCGUCUGGGACGAAGCCCCAAUGUCGCCGGGACUGCGGUGGUGGACCGCCUGCCCAGGGACGUCAUGGCAUCGGAAUUACCGUUCGGCGGUAAAACCAUGCUGUUCGCCGGCGACUUCAGGAAGAUAUUGCCCGUGGUCCGGAGAGGGACAUCGUGAUGUUGCUCAGAAAUCUCGAUCCGAGGAGACGACUGUGCAACGGAUUUUGGGCGGUGAAGCACAGGACGACGACAUCGUCGUGCCCAAGAUACCGCUCACGUCCAGCGGUGAGGACGACCUGCCCAUCUUACUGCGGCGCCUUCAAUUCCCGGUGAGAUUGUCGUUCGCCAUGACCAUCAACAAGUCGCAGGGUCAGACGUUCGACCGUGUAGGUUUGUUACUGACGUCGCCUGUGUUCACGCACGGGCAACUGUACGUGGCGUUUUCGAGGGUGAGAAACGCACAGUCCGUGAGAGUCGGCAUGUACGCCGAUGACAGCGGCCGAUUCGUCACCAAGAACAUAGUGUACAGGGAAGUUCUGUAA
Molecule: messenger RNA, 3822 nt
Organism: Metopolophium dirhodum (rose-grain aphid)
Lineage: Eukaryota; Metazoa; Arthropoda; Insecta; Hemiptera; Aphididae
Exons: 6
Coding region: 1-3822 (1273 amino acids)
Biological process (GO): DNA repair; telomere maintenance
Molecular function (GO): DNA helicase activity
Source: RefSeq, a predicted model, not a curated record